Messenger RNA from Aspergillus homomorphus CBS 101889, 308 nucleotides. RefSeq lists its product as uncharacterized. NCBI's taxonomy places the organism in Eukaryota, Fungi, Ascomycota, Eurotiomycetes, Eurotiales, Aspergillaceae. The transcript has 3 exons. The record is from RefSeq and is a predicted model, not a curated record. The coding region runs from base 1 to 294 and encodes 97 amino acids.
AUGUCCUCUUGGUCGCCCGAAACGAUCGUCGCUUUAGUCGCGCUACUGGUGACUGCUCCAUCAUCGCUUUUGGUGAUCUGGAAGUAUUACCGCCGACACCGGCGCUACUGCUCCUCCCCACAGACCUACGCAGUUGGUACCCCCUUAGAACCGACAAUGGUCAAUCUUUCCGCACGACCAGCCACCUCGCCAAUUCUAGAUAGUUCCGUGGCACUCGAGGCGGGACUCUCUUACCGAGAUAUCUUUGUGGAGAUGCACGUGCGGCAAAUGGGCUUUUAUGCGGAGAGAGGUUAGAUUGCACAUCAAGC